This is a messenger RNA of Penicillium soppii, 1416 nucleotides long. RefSeq names its product NAD(P)/FAD-dependent oxidoreductase. Gene Ontology annotation, cellular component: cytoplasm. Lineage: Eukaryota; Fungi; Ascomycota; Eurotiomycetes; Eurotiales; Aspergillaceae. The transcript is spliced from 3 exons. The coding region runs from base 1 to 1416 and encodes 471 amino acids. The record is from RefSeq and is a predicted model, not a curated record. Gene Ontology annotation, molecular function: oxidoreductase activity.
AUGUCAUUUAAUCAGAAAGGAAAACCUUUUCCUCAGCCAGCAGUGGGGUCUACCCAACCAUUUUGGCGCACCGAACCCCACCCCCUCGAUGACCACCAGACACCGUUGCCGACAGAAACAGAUAUCUUGAUCAUCGGUGGCGGUUAUGUUGGCGCAUCGGCUGCUUAUCGCCUCCUUGUAGAGAACAAGCAAAAAAUUCCUCCCCGAGUGACCCUUGUUGAGGCCCGUGGUCUUUGCUCCGGCGCCACCGGGCGCAAUGGCGGCCAUUUGAGACCUGAUAUAUAUUCGGCCACCGCACUGUUCACUGAACGCCAUGGCCUUGAGGCUGCAGCGGAGGUGGUGAGAUUCGAAAUAUCCCACCUCAAGCUGUUGGAAGAGUUAGUUCGCAAGGAGAAGAUUGACUGUGAACUCACUUUCACGCGCUCUUAUGAUAUGUAUCUUGAUGAAGACCAGCUGAAGAAAGCCAAAGCCUUUUAUGAUCUCUUGGUCGCCCAGGGGUUCGACUUUAUGGAUGAUGUCAACUACAUGGCUCAGUCCGAUACACAAAAGGUACGUGCGAACAUCUUUGCAGUGGAUCUAUUGUUUGAUAUUGACCAUAAACUUCCCAAGACUGCUCAUGUCCGAGACGCCAAGGGAGGUUUCAGCUUCCCAACUGGACAUCUUUGGCCUUACAAGCUCGUCACGUCGCUCGUCAAUAUUGCAGUUUCCCACGGCCUGGAUCUUCAAACACACACCCCGGUAUCUGAGAUUUCAGAUACUCCUACUGCUGACGGUCUCUGGUCUGUCACAACUAGCCGGGGAGUUAUCAAAGCCCGGAAGAUUAUAUUUGCUACCAACGCAUUUACCAGCGCGUUAGCGCCGCAGUAUGAAAGGGCAAUCGUACCCUGCAAAGGGGUCUGCACACAGAUAGCAGCUGCACCCGGCGCACCUCACCAAGAGCUACCCGGGACCUAUGCCAUCCGCCUUGGUCCCAAUGCGUAUAUCUAUCAAAUUACUCGCAAUGACGGCACGAUCAUUGCUGGCGGAGCGUCCCAUACUUUCAGGGAUGAUACCGAACAGUGGUACAACAAUCCUGAUGAUGGCAAAUUAAUCGAUGUCGGCGUAGACUUCUUCGACGGGUACAUGCAGCGCACAUUCCUGGGAUGGGCGGAUAGCGGGGCUGAGGUGAAACAUGUUUGGACUGGAGUCAUGGGAUAUAGUGCAGAUUCGCUGCCCCAUGUUGGAAGUGUACCUGGAAAGCAGGGACAAUUCAUCGCGGCUGGCUUCAAUGGUCAUGGUAUGCCUGUGGCUUUCCUUUCUGGUAAGGCUGCCGCCGAUAUGGCACAGAAAUCGAUUUCUUUCGAGGAAACCGGGUUGCCGAGAUUGUUCAAAACAUCCGAGGCUCGAUUGAAACCAAUCUAUGAUGACACCCGGUGA